AUGGUGCGCAUAGUGAACAAGUUCCGCGCUUUCACGGUCGACGAAUUCCAUUUCCCCCACGAGAUGAAGACCAAUGGCGAUCUCAUACGCUUUGCCAAGCCGCUCUUGUGUCCAAAGCCCAGCAAGGCGGUCGAGAUCUACAUGAUCCUGGACAUCAUCCAGAGCGUCAUGACUUUCGCCCUCUGCAUGUCGGUCAUGUUCAAGAAGGGCCGCACCAAGAACUUCCGCAUCUUCACACUGCGCAAGAGCCCGCAUGGUACCUUCAUCGUGCCCAACGCCAUCGUGUGGCUGCUCGGGCUGGUUUCGAUCUACUUGUUGGCCUGGGCAGGGUUCUGCAGCUAUAUCUUGUUCGUGCAGGAGACGGGACGGCCGUUGAUCGAAUGGUUGUGGUACAUUCCCCUUCCGUGGCUGCCGCUUGCGCUGGGUACAUUUUACGCUGCAUAUGGGUUCGUCCUGACGUGCACGCCGAGGUCGCCCAUCUCGAACCUGGCGCCGACCAACAAGGCGUCGCACCUAGCGACAAAGCUCAGCUGGAUCCAUCUUCCGCUGCCUCAAUCCGCGUGGGUGAUGAACACCUUUGUGCUCGGCGUGCCGAGUGCGAUGGUGGUAUACAACAUCGUCAUCACCGCACUCAACGGCCAACAGCGGGCGCUGACGCAUCGAGAGGGACACGAUCUGUACCGUCAAGUGCUCUCCAAGACGCAUUCGCAGGAGUGGCUCGACGCGGCGCCGACGGAGGAGCUGCUGUAUCUGACGCGCGUCGCAUGGUGCGAUCUGGGCAACGUCUUCCGCCUUUGCUGCGCAGCGCUCGCCUCGUACAUGGUGCUCGUCCUCCUCGUCAUUGCCAUGGUCGUCUUCUACUCGAUCCCGAAUCAGAUCUACCUCAUGGAUCAUCUGGUCGCCAUCUAUCCAGACGACGACUUUGUCCAGCCCACGCGUCGCAGCCUGCCCAACAUCCUUCGAGCUCUGUGCAGGAUCGGCCUGCCGCGCAAUCUACACGGUCCGGCGUAUUCGGCGUUCAAACGGACGUGGAUGAUGGUGCUGGUGGGUCACACUCAGAUGUUCUGCGUGCUGUUCGGUUGUUCGGCCUUCAUCGUCCCCGUAUUCUACCUCUAUUUUGUCCCCUGGCACAGGUCGCUGUUGGGCGAGUCGGCCGACCACGAAGUCACCUUCAUCGUAGCCUACUGCAUCAGCGCGGCGUUCCUGACGGCAGGAUGGGUCACAGCCAUUUCUGGAGUGCUGACGUUUGACGACAUCUUCCGUGCCGUCUCUGGUCUCGCCGGUCCGCAAGCCGAAGUGACGACCAAGACCCAACUCGUUCCCGAGCAGCUGCGGGGGAGGCGAAGCUUGGCGCGCGGAUUCAAGGGGGCAUCGCUCAGUCUCACUCCUGGCACACCCUACUCCGCCGUCUUCGCCAGCUCUGCAAGCCCGAGCACGCCCAGCUUCCUCACCUCCCCACGAGGCGCCGCGUCCACCCUCGGACCCCCCUCCCCAGCUUUCACCAAGGAGAAAGAUCCCAGCGAAACCCUGUUCGAGCCUCAUACCCACAACACCGUCCUCAUCACCACGGCAACAGUCGUCCGAUUCGAACACCAGGAGCAAGAUGUCGAAGCGAUGCAGACCGACAUGUUCCCAUACCCGCCACCGGCUGCCGCGAGCCCCUUCGUUUUUUUGACUCGCACAGAGAAGUAG
Messenger RNA from Kalmanozyma brasiliensis GHG001, 1692 nucleotides. RefSeq lists its product as uncharacterized. The transcript has a single exon. Lineage: Eukaryota; Fungi; Basidiomycota; Ustilaginomycetes; Ustilaginales. The record is from RefSeq and is a predicted model, not a curated record. The coding region runs from base 1 to 1692 and encodes 563 amino acids.